This is a messenger RNA of Populus trichocarpa (black cottonwood), 574 nucleotides long. RefSeq names its product protein BOLA2. Gene Ontology annotation, molecular function: 2 iron, 2 sulfur cluster binding. The transcript has 3 exons. Gene Ontology annotation, biological process: intracellular iron ion homeostasis. The record is from RefSeq and is a predicted model, not a curated record. The coding region runs from base 98 to 379 and encodes 93 amino acids. Lineage: Eukaryota; Viridiplantae; Streptophyta; Magnoliopsida; Malpighiales; Salicaceae. Gene Ontology annotation, cellular component: nucleus; cytosol.
AGAUAAACAAGGGGAGGACAAAACUCUAUACCGCAUAAAUUUCUAGGGCACAAAACUUAACCAGACAGAGAAAGGGGAGCUCACAAAAAGUUAAGAGAUGGGAGUUACAAAGGAACUAGUUGAGUCUACUCUAAAGUCAAAAUUGAAUCCUUCACAUCUUGAAGUGGUUGAUACAUCUGGAGGCUGUGGUGCAAGUUUUGCUAUUGAGAUUGUCUCAGAACAAUUUGAGGGGAAGAGGCUGCUGGAGAGGCAUCGACUUGUCAAUGCUGCUCUGGUAGAGGAGAUGAAAGAGAUCCAUGCCCUCUCAAUAAAGAAAGCUGUGACCCCUGCGCAGUGGAAACAACAGCAAGAGACCCAGCAAUCUACAUCUGCUGCAUAAGAUCAUGCUUUCAAGCAAGAGACCCAGCAAUCUACAUCUGCUGCAUAAGAUCAUGCUUUCAAAAUAUUUAUUGGAACUCGCGUGUAUUUGGUAGCCGAUGAGCGUCCUGAGUGUGGGAAAAAGGAUAAAAAUGCUUUUUAAUGGAAGUAUGUAUAUUUUGAGAAUUUUAUAAUAGAGUGUGGUAGCAUUUAUUUA